Messenger RNA from Ascoidea rubescens DSM 1968, 1450 nucleotides. Its product is annotated as Actin/actin-like protein. NCBI's taxonomy places the organism in Eukaryota, Fungi, Ascomycota, Saccharomycetes, Ascoideales, Ascoideaceae. The transcript has 2 exons. The record is from RefSeq and is a predicted model, not a curated record. The coding region runs from base 245 to 1450 and encodes 401 amino acids.
GAGCUUCUGCUUGUUUUUGUCUGACAUAGCAACAGGACAAGGCAAUAGAGGUAAUGUUGAAGCUGUUUCCUCUGCUGCUUCUGCUGCUUUUGGUGGAGGACAAGAAAGUGCUGACGUAAGCAGAACGCGAAAAGUUCCAGCGGUGCGGGUCGAAAGAUCUUUUCACAUUUGUGAGAUGUUUACUUUUGGUUGAGAGGAUUUAGAAGCAAGAGAAACAAGAGAAGAGAAGAGUAGACUGGUAGCAAUGGAGUUUCCUUAUCCUUCAGUGAUAAUAGAGAAUGGGUCGUCGAGAACUCGCGCUGGGUACUCCAACGAGGACUAUCCCUCAGUGAUAUUUUCCUCCAAUUAUGCGCAGAACAGUAAAACAGGAAAGACCUUUAUUGGAGACGAUAUCUUUUUGAAGAAUCUUGAUUUCAAUUAUGAGAAUUUGGAGAUAUACACGUUAUCAGAUGAUAAUGGGUUGAUAUACAAUUGGGAUCAUUUGGCGCAGAACUGGGAAUAUAUUUAUCGAAACUUGAAUAUCGAAGACUCUAAAGAUUAUCCUUUGAUCAUAACCGAACAAGUUUGGAAUUCGUUUAAAAAUAAGAAAAAAUAUUGUCAAUUGGCGUUUGAACAGUUUGAAGUACCAAUUUUUUCAAUCUUCAAGAAACCAUUGUGUAAUUUGUUUGGGUUAGGGAAAAGUACGGGAUUGAUUAUUGAUAUUGGAAGCUCGAUUACAAAUAUUAAUCCAAUAUUGGAUGGAACAAUUUUAUUCAAAGGAUCGGUUCACUCAAAGAUUGCAGGAAACUAUAUUGAUUUGCAUAUACUAAACUAUUUAAAGAAAAACCAUUACCAUAAUGACUUGGGCUCAAUUGUGCCAAAAAAUUUAAUUGGUCUACCUUCAAACAAAUAUACAGAGAGUUUUAAAAAUACGUUGAUUACAAACGACUUGAUCUUUAAUUUCAAGAAACUAAUCUUGAGUGCAAAUUUAGACAAGAUUUCAAAUAAGUUGAAUUUGAAGCAAAAUUUCAAUAAACCUAAAAAGAAUUAUAUGUUGCCCGAUAACAGAAUAAUCGAAAUCAAUGAAGAACAAGUUGAGUUAGUUGAGCCAUUGUUUCACCCUAAACCAUAUACAAACUCUAUAUUGAGUUACCUUUCUAAUGAUAAUAGCGACUCGUUGAGAAACAUCGAAGUGGCAAAGGAAAUCUACCAGCAGCUAUUGAAAAACAUUGUUGUUGUUGGAGGAAGCUCGUUGAUUGAAAAUAUGGAAGAACGAAUCAAAAACGAGCUCAGGCUCACACUUUCUAAUUUUGAAAUCGAGACUUAUUCGCCCCAGGACACUAUUGAGAGAGAGAACUCGAGCUGGAUUGGUGCCAGCAUCCUCGCCUCAAUGAACAACUUCGACAGCUUUAUCAGCAAGCAAGAGUACGAGGAGCUAGGAGAGGACUUGAUUGUAGAGCGAUUCAAAUGA